This is a messenger RNA of Sebastes umbrosus (honeycomb rockfish), 1711 nucleotides long. It is a transcript of the gene rab4b, whose product is annotated as RAB4B, member RAS oncogene family. Lineage: Eukaryota; Metazoa; Chordata; Actinopteri; Perciformes; Sebastidae. Gene Ontology annotation, biological process: Rab protein signal transduction; regulation of endocytosis. Gene Ontology annotation, molecular function: GTPase activity; GTP binding. The coding region runs from base 228 to 869 and encodes 213 amino acids. The record is from RefSeq and is a predicted model, not a curated record. Gene Ontology annotation, cellular component: endosome. The transcript is spliced from 8 exons.
AUGCCCAACAACACCUGAAGGCAACACGUAGACGACGAAUGACGUAAUCACGCAGCUGUUUGGUUGUGGUCGGAGAGAAGCAGCUAGGAAGGAAGGAAUCAUCAAGGAAGCCUCCUCUAGCAUCGUAGGUAGAUAAACACCCUGAAGAGGUGUGAACCCAGCGAGCACACAGCUGUCACAGUAUCCAGAGAACAGUAAAAGAGUCCUUCACACAGCGAGGUGUCAACAUGUCUGAGACAUACGACUUCCUGUUUAAGUUCCUGGUGAUUGGCAGCGCUGGGACGGGGAAAUCCUGCCUCCUCCACCAGUUCAUUGAGAACAAGUUCAAACAGGACUCCAACCACACCAUCGGGGUGGAGUUUGGUUCCAGAGUGGUCAACGUUGGUGGAAAGACGGUCAAACUUCAGAUCUGGGACACUGCUGGGCAGGAGCGAUUCCGUUCUGUUACACGCAGCUACUACAGAGGAGCAGCUGGAGCACUCCUUGUCUAUGAUAUUACCAGCCGGGAGACCUACAACGCCCUAACCAACUGGCUGACAGACGCACGGACUCUGGCGAGCCCCAACAUUGUUAUUAUUCUGUGUGGCAACAAGAAAGACCUGGAUGCAGACAGAGAGGUGACCUUCCUGGAGGCAUCACGCUUUGCUCAGGAGAACGAGCUGAUGUUCCUGGAGACUAGUGCUCUGACAGGGGAGAAUGUCGAGGAGGGUUUCCUGAAAUGCGCUCGCACCAUCCUCAACAAGAUAGAUUCAGGUGAGUUGGACCCGGAGAGGAUGGGUUCAGGUAUCCAGUAUGGAGACGCUUCGUUGAGGCAGCUGCGACAGCCGAGAGGCACCACCACACAGAAUAAACAGCAGUGUAAUUGCUAGGGAUCGGAGCCCGACCCUCACCUCAGCCCACAGGCCCACACAGACAGGACGCCCCCCACAGCUCCAGGUGUUUUUUGGUGUGUGGGAUCCUUCUCUCUGCUGGUCUCACACACCUCGGAUCACCUGGACGAGUGGUCACGGAGAUCACUGCAACCCCUGACCCCUGACCUCUGGUAAGACUCUCUACUUCUAACCUGAGGGGGGUCAGCUUCGCCCCUGUGUCUGGGCAGGGAAACCCCUCAGUGUAAACACGCUGGGAUCAUAAAGAAGAGGAAUCUUGGUUUCUCAGUGACUUACCAGACACGGCCGAGUCGAGGGUUGUUUGUGUGUGUGUGCGUGCGUGUGUGUGUGUGUGUGUGUGUGUGUGUGUGUGUAUGGGCUGCCCUACUGUUGAUUUGUCUUUGUGCUUUUCAUUCUGGUUUUAGUGACACAUACAUGCUUUCUACGUUUGCACAUCAUUGUUUGUAAAUUAUUAUCGGUAAACUAUUUUGCGCAUAUUCAUCGUUCAACCUUAUUCUUAUUAUAUGAUUCAUGAUUAGUUUGGUCUUUUUGAGUUUUAAUAUUCAUAGAGGCACCCGUUGAUAUUUUGUUUUUUAUUAUCCAUUAUUUGAGUUAACUGUACUUUCCGUACAUUCAGCCCGUCAUUGAUGGUGACUACGUGAUAAACAGUCCGAACGCGUCCUCUUAUAAGUAAAAAUGAAGUCAACCGGCACACAUUUUGGUUUAGUUAUCAUGUAGAUAUAUUGAAAAGCCGACACAAUGUAAAUCUAUGUAAAGGUUUCUGCAGCUGUUAAUCCAAAAGGAAGCAGCUGACAGGUGAGUUUAAGCGUAAAGUUCCCAGU